This is a messenger RNA of Hypoxylon fragiforme, 303 nucleotides long. RefSeq lists its product as uncharacterized. NCBI's taxonomy places the organism in Eukaryota, Fungi, Ascomycota, Sordariomycetes, Xylariales, Hypoxylaceae. The transcript has 2 exons. Bases 1 to 303 code for a protein of 100 amino acids. The record is from RefSeq and is a predicted model, not a curated record.
AUGUGCAAGCAACACGAUCUCUUCUACAUGUGCGGGUGCCGGAUCAUCAACGAGGAGACCGGAGAAUGGAUGUAUGAGAUCGAGCGGUGCGACAGGGGCAGGAAGCGGCAGAAGGACUGCGCAAAGCCCGAAAUGGCACUGCCGAUCUUUGCCAAAGACACCUAUUGCGACGACCCGCAGUGUCCAGCAUAUGGGCCUGGAGUCCUGCUCGAGUUUAUCCACUCUGGACCUACGGAGCACGCUUUCAUCGAUGGAAUCGAAUCAAUUGGAUUGCUCGGAACUUCCGUCCAUUCUGUAUCAUAG